AUCAUCUCCUCCCGCAAAGCCGCGCGGAGCAGCAGAGUCUCUCCUCCAGCGUCAGCUUUCUGAAUGUGACGGCUACUCAGAGCCAGAGGUAGGGAUAUAUCUUAUUGAUGCUCUCCUCCUAAUGUGACUAUUUCAUAUACGACUUCUUGUGAAACCGGCGGGGAAAAAAAUGGGAGCCUUUGGAGUGAUAUUAAGGAUUUUACAGUACGCGGGACUUUACGUUCAACUUAACGCAGCGCUCAUCGUCGGACACGGCGAUGUGGAUAAUCACAUCUCUGGAAACGCACUCUUUACAGAAGUUCCACAUGACAUCACGACACAGAGCGGUGAGGAUGUAGAAAUGGCUUGUUCCUUCCGUGGGGCGGGCUCACCCUCCUACUCCCUCGAGAUCCAGUGGUGGUACAUCAAGGACCACAGCAGCCGGCAAGCGAAGACGUCCCAGAUCACUAAUGAUAUUUUACCCCUGGAGAAAACAUCAAAAGAUGCCACCAAAAUUAGCGUUGUAAAAGUUGCCGGCAGCAACAUCUCCCACAAGCUCCGCCUCUCCAGUGUCAAGCCAUCAGACGAGGGCACAUACGAGUGUCGAGUCAUCGACUUCAGUGGCACCAAAGGACAACAACACCACCGUGUUCGGGCUUACCUCCAGGUGGAGCCUGAGAGGAGACAGGGCAUACACCACCAGCAGCAGCAGCAGCCACAGCACCAAACUGAGGGCAUGGGCCUGAAGAGGAGAUCAGCCAGCAGCACCACUGACUGUACCGAGAGCUGCCUGAUUUAAAGAGGAGGGUCUGCCAUCUGUCUGCAUGUUCAAGACAUUUCUCUCCAAUAAGGGACUGUCAUCAACACACACACACACACACACACACACACACACACACACACACACACACACACACACACACACACACACACACACACACACAUCAACACAGAGACGAAGAGUCGGACAAAACUGGACACUUUGUAUUUAAUAUCAAAGCUAACUUUAAGUUUUUUUUUUAACAGAGAGAAAGGACGGUUUCCUUUGCAAUGUGCCAGUUCUUACACAAGCAAAAGCCAAAAGCUGCAGUCUUUCAAUGUAAAUGCUUUUUAAAGGAAUAAAGAAUGAAUUCAGCUUUUUUUUUCCUACAUCUAAUCUUUUCAAAGCACAUUGAUUUCAUCCAUGUAAUCUAUGUUUAAACAAUGUACUUAACUUUCUAUAAGACUACUGGAAUGUUUGCGAUAUAAAAAAUAUAUGCUUUCGUCACAGUUAAAAUAUAUAUUCUUGUGUACAUUCUUAAUCAGCAACGUAGACUUUUAUUAUCAUUCAAGUAAAUUAAACUCUGUGCUACUAAACCAAAUGACUCCAGAGACAUAAGUACAUUAAUCUCUUCAAACUUUUGUCGCCAUUUUCUCAACCACAGUCCUAACUUUUUAUUCUUUACUUUCAUGUCUUUGUCAUUUGAAUCCCUUAACUGUGUUUAAG
This is a messenger RNA of Labrus bergylta (ballan wrasse), 1465 nucleotides long. Its product is annotated as V-set and transmembrane domain-containing protein 2-like protein. NCBI's taxonomy places the organism in Eukaryota, Metazoa, Chordata, Actinopteri, Labriformes, Labridae. Gene Ontology annotation, cellular component: membrane. The record is from RefSeq and is a predicted model, not a curated record.